Messenger RNA from Neolamprologus brichardi, 2576 nucleotides. NCBI's taxonomy places the organism in Eukaryota, Metazoa, Chordata, Actinopteri, Cichliformes, Cichlidae. The record is from RefSeq and is a predicted model, not a curated record.
AUUGCUGCGGCAGCAGCCACGGGGCGGGAUAAAACUUCAGCAGAGUGCGCCAGAAGAAAAAAAAAGCUCCUUUGACGUCAGCAACGGUAGGUUUCAGUAGUCCAAGAUGGCGGCGGAGAGCGGGUUGGUUAACAGAACUCACUUGGAGAACAACUACAGCCACGGACUCGAUGGCAAAGGCUCUAAAGGUGUCAAUGGAUUCAAAGAUUGCACCAUUUCCCAACGCAAGGCUCCAAAACCUGAAGCGAAAUCUGAAGAUGACAAUGAUUUGUUUCCCAGAACCAUGGAUUUGGGCGAAAAUAUCAGUCCCACCCCCGAACCAAAGGAAGGGAGUCAAGAAAAAGAUGUGAAGCCUGUGGAAGAGAAAAAAGUGGCCAGGCCCAUCCAGAUUGUCCAGGCAAAUGAGCACAACUUUGAGCUGAACGCCACAGCACUGGAGGAAGUCUUGCUGCAGAAACAUGUGAAGGACCUGAACGUGGUUGUUGUGUCUGUGGCUGGAGCCUUUAGGAAGGGAAAGUCCUUCCUGCUGGAUUUCAUGCUGCGCUACAUGCACAACCGGGAUAAAGACUCAUGGAUAGGAGGUAAUGAUGAGCCCCUGACUGGGUUCACCUGGAGAGGGGGGUGUGAGAGGGAAACCACAGGAAUUCAGGUCUGGAGUGAAGUGUUUGUGGUGGAGAAGCCUGAUGGCGACAAGGUUGCUGUGCUCCUUGUUGACACACAAGGAGCAUUUGACAGUCAGUCUACCAUAAAGGACAGUGCUACAGUUUUUGCCCUCAGCACAAUGACCAGCUCUGUUCAGGUGUACAAUCUCUCUUCAAACAUACAAGAGGAUGACCUGCAGCACCUCCAGCUCUUCACAGAAUAUGGCCGUCUUGCAAUGGAAGAGGUGUCUGAGAAACCUUUCCAGUCUCUAAUGUUCCUCAUUCGGGAUUGGUGUUUUCCUUACGAAUUCUGUUAUGGAAUGAAAGGAGGCAAUGAAUUUCUGGAUAAAAGAUUGCAGGUUAAACAUAAUCAACAUGAAGAGUUGCAGAAUGUGAGAAAUCAUAUCCAGCACUGUUUCUCCAACAUCAACUGCUUCCUGCUGCCACAUCCUGGCCUGAAGGUGGCUACUAACCCAAAAUUUGACGGCAGGCUGAGAGACAUCGAUGAAGAGUUCAAAAAAGAGUUGGCCCAGCUCGUGCCUCUUCUUCUGGCGCCGAGUCAGCUGGUAGAGAAAGAGAUCGGAGGCAACAAGGUCACCUGCAAAGAUCUUCUGGAGUACUUCAAGGCUUACAUAAAGAUCUACCAGGGAGAGGAGCUGCCUCACCCAAAGACCAUGCUGCAGGCAACAGCAGAGGCCAACAACCUGACAGCUGUGGCAGGAGCCAAAGACCUGUACAGCAAGAAAAUGGAGCAGGUCUGCGGUGGGGACAAGCCUUACGUCGCCCCGGCUGACCUGAAGCGCUGCCACGAGGAGAUCCGCGAUUACUCUGUGUCUUACUUCCGCUCUGUGAAGAAAAUGGGGGGCAAGGAGUUUUGCCAGCGCUACCAGAAUCAGCUGGAGUCAGAGCUGGAGGAAACCUACACUAACCUCUCCAAGCAGAACGAAGGCAAAAACAUCUUCUACGCAGCACGCACCCCUGCCACGCUUUUCGCUCUCAUGUUCAUCACCUAUGUGGUGUCUGGAGUGACGGGUUUCAUCGGCCUGAGCACCUUAGCCACACUGGCUAACCUGGUCAUGGGCGUGGCGCUGCUGUCGCUCUGUGCCUGGGGUUACGUGAAGUACUCAGGAGAGUUUCGGGAGGUGGGAACGAUUAUAGAUGAGGUGGCAGAAGCACUCUGGGUGCAGAGGAUGGUAAGAAAGGUGAGCGAUGUUGAUUCCAGUUUUUGUCUGCCUGCAUCAUAUCAUUUCCUUCUCUGUUCUGAUUUUAUUUAUCAUUUUAUUUAUUUUUCCAUCACUUCUUUCCCACGGCCUCUUCCAGUAUCAGUGCCUGGUUCUCCUCUGUUUAACUCCCCCGUUCCUCCCUGCUUUCCUCUCAGGUCAUUUCCGAACUUUUGGAGCCCGUCAGGAGCUGCCUGGCGUGGCCUAUUUCUUUCCUCCCUUCCCUCCCGUCAGAAGCAACACUGGAAUUGAAAGCUCUGUCUCCUCUCAACGACAACUACAAGAAGACCAACUAACUGCUGGUCAGCUGGUGGAUUUGCAGACUCGUAGACAUGUAUAUCUUGUAUCAAAACCUUCAGUUUGCUGGCCUCUUGAUUUUUAAUUUUCAGUCUGUUGAUGCUGGAUUUUUGUACUGGGUGUGAGCACGGAGCACGUCUGGGACACGGAGGCUGCACAAACGGUUUAUAAUUUUAUUCUGUGUGGAUAGAAACAAAGGUUUUCUUUUUCCUUGGCUUUGUUGUCACGCGUCUUAAGAGUUUUCAGUUGUUUCCCUGGUCAGCACUUUGAAAAAUACAUCCUUUUUUUGUUUUCGUUCCUUGCUUUUCUUGUGUGCUUUUUUGUUCCUUGCUUUUCUUCCCUAACCUACUUUAUUUCAGUUUCUGUCUCCUUUAUCGACUAUUUGUAACUGAUAAUCAGUUUGAUCAUCCGUUCAUGC